AACUGCAUUUCCCACCUCAACGCACGCGCAUUCGCGACUCUCCGUUUCUCUCUCUAGCCGACACUUCUCACUCUCUCUCUUUCUCUCUCAUACCAACAACCAUGUUGCUUUUGCUGUAUCAGAUGAUGUUUCUCUCUUCUCUACCACCAUUUUUCCAUUUCACUCCUUCUGCAGCUUCUUUCGUUUCUGUUGCAAUAUAAUCUCCUUCCACAAUUCCCUCUCUCAAAUCUCUCUCUCUCUCUCUCUCUCUCUCUCUCUCUCUCUCUCUCUCUCUCUCAUUUCUGCUUUUUGGAUGGGAGAGCUUGGCUUGGAUGGUCUGUAGACAGUAGUAAGUGGCCAGUGCUAAAAUACGCCAGCAACAGUUAGUAGAAAUCAUGGAGCACAAGACAUGGCUAUGGAGGAAAAAGUCUUCCGAAAAGACAAUUGUUGUCAAUGAGAAAGUCAAUCUCUCAAUGAAAGGCGGUGAACAAGAGGCAUUUAUGGAGGACAAAGCACUGGAAAUGGAAAGAUCCAUGAAAAUUCUCAAUGAAAAAUUAUCUUCUGCCCUCAUUGAGUGUAACGCGAAAGAUGAUCUUGUGACGAAGCAUGCAAAGGUUGCAGAAGAAGCCAUUGCAGGCUGGGAAAAGGCAGAAGCUGAAGCAGCAUCUUUCAAGGAAGAAUUGGAGGAUGCUUUGCGGCAGAGAGUAGCUGCAGAAGAAAGGAUAGUUCACUUGGAUGCGGCCUUAAAGGAAUGUAUGCAGCAGCUACGAUUAGUCCGGGAAGAGCAAGAGCAAAAGAUCCAUGAUGCUGUAACGAAGACCUCAAGAGAAUUCGAAAAGUUAAGGAUAAACCUAGAAGAGAAGCUAGCAGAAACAAGUAAGAAGCUUUCAAAAUUAGGUGUUGACAACAAUCAUCUGAGUAAGGUCAUUCAGGUCAAGGAAAAGUUGGUUGAAGAUUUAAGUGAGCGCAAGUCCCAGGCAGAGGCUGAUUUUAAUGCUUUAACGGCAAGAUUGGAUUCUAUGGAAAAAGAGAACGCUUCUCUGAAAUAUGAGGUUCAUAUGCUCGAGAAGGAACUUGAAAUGCGGAAUGAAGAAAGAGAUUUUAAUCGUAAAUCAGCUGAUGCAUCACACAAGCAACACCUGGAUAGUGUGAAGAAGAUUGCGAAGUUAGAAACAGAAUGCCAGAGAUUACGUCUCCUAGUUCGAAAGAGAUUGCCGGGUCCUGCUGCUUUUGCAAAAAUGAGAAGUGAAGUUGAAUGUCUCGGAAGGGAUGUGGCCGAGCCAAGGAAGAAAAAAUCAAAUCUUUCAAUGGGAAGUUUGACAGUUAAGGAUUGCAUGUUGGACAAUUGUCAUGACACCUCUAAUAAGAGGAUCAGUUUUCUAAUGGAGCGAUUAUGUGGUACGGAAGAAGAAAACAAAAUUCUCAAAGAGACGUUAACCAAGAAAAACAGUGAACUUCAAUCUUCAAGGAUCAUGUGUGCGCGUACAGCUUCCAAAUUAUCCCAACUUGAGGAACAACUUGGAGAUUUGUCGAAGGGUCAGACUGGUCUAGAACUCGUGAGGAGCAUGUCUGGAUCAUAUGAACCAACUCUUGCAUCAAUAUCUGAAGAUGGUUACAAUGAGGAUGAAGCUAGCUGUGCUGAAUCAUGGGCUUCUGCUUUGAUUUCUGAACUAGAGCAUUUCAGAAAUGGGAAGCCAAAGGAGACAUCAUGUAGAGCUGUUGGAGGUUCGGACCUAAGUCUGAUGGAUGACUUUGUUGAGAUGGAAAGAUUGGCAAUAGUUGCUGUGGACAAACAUUUUGAAAGCUUGCAUGUCUCUUCAGAUGGUAAUAGUACAUGUUUGAUUCAGUUGGAAACUGAUUCAAGAGUAUAUCCCUUAGAAGUAACAGGUAAGGAACUUGUCCCAAUUGAAAAAUGUCACAUGGGUUCCAGUGAAUCAAACCAGGAAAUCAAGUCGAAGUAUCAAUCCAUUGGAAAAUCUCCGAGUUGGAUUCAGGAUAUUUGGAGGGUGAUCUUGCAGCAGAGUCAGGUUGCACAAAGGAGCCUGGAUGAAGUUCUUGAAGAGGUAAGGAUAACUUUGAUGAAUAUGAAUCAUCAUGUUCCUGUUGAAGUCAUGGAUACAAGGGAAAUAUCAAGCCAUUCCAGCACUUCGGAUCCUUCGAAAAUUAGUGGCUACAUCUCUUGGAAACCACCACAUACAUCUCCAACAGCAGAUUCGUCUGGUGGAGCAUGUGAUUUGAACACUUCUUCGUUGGAAAUACGCAAUCAGCAGUUCUGCCCGAAUCUAAACAAAUCGAUCUGUAAAAUAAUUGAACUUAUCGAAGGGAUUAAUCAGGCAUCUUCAACGGAUUACAGUAACCAGCAGUUUUUGUCUGAAAGUGCAGGAAGUCCUACACUAUGUAAGGAGUCAGCAAGCUACAUAGUGCGUGUUUUUCAAUGGAAAAGUUCUGAACUUAGUGGUGUUCUACGGAAUUUUGUCUAUACCUGCAAUGAUCUCUUACAUGGCAAGGCUGAUCUUGAAAGAUUUGCUGUAGAAUUGACUUCAACUUUGGAAUGGAUCAUGAACCAUUGCUUUUCACUUCAGGAUGUUUCAAGCAUGAAGGAUACAAUCAAGAAGCAUUUUAAUUGGGAUGAAUCACGCAGUGAAAGUGAACUUGACGUCAGCAUCAAUAGUCCAUGUUCAGAAACAGAAAAAGUAUAUGCAUCUGAGGAAUGUAAACGUACAAAUAUUUUGUCCCAAAUGGAGAAAAAAAUUGAAUUUAAACUAAAAGAAGAAAAUAGGAGAUUGAAAGAUGAGAUCAUGAAUUUGGAAGUUGGAAAGAAAGAUCUGGAAGAGGGGCUUCAGUCAGCCACUAAUAGGAAUGAAACCUUGAUGACUCAACUUCAGGAAUCAAAACAAAGCAUUGAAAGCUUACGAAUUGAACUGGUUAAGUUAAAAGAAUCGAAAGGGCUGAUCGAGGAUCAAAUCGAAAAUCACAAGUUAAUUAAUGAAGAUCUUGAUACCCAGCUGUCAGUUGUCAGAGUUGAGUUAAAUGAGGCUCGCCAAAAGUUCUCAUCUCUGCAUGUGGAGCUCGAGGACAAAAAUAACUGCUGUGAAGAAUUAGAGGCAACAUGUCUUGAACUGCAGCUCCAGUUGGAAAGUGUGGCAAAUAAAGGAAUUUCCAAUUACAAUGUGGACCAAGAGGACAAUCAACUCAGAAAAGAAUGGGAGAUCUCAGCCGCUUCAGAAAAGCUUGCAGAAUGUCAAGAAACCAUACUAAAUCUUGGGAAACAGUUGAAGGCCUUGGCUUCACCAAGGGAUGCAGCUCUCAUUGACAAGGUGAUCGCUCCCCCAGCAUCAACCAAGACCAAUAACCGUCAAUCCCUUCUUGAUCAGAUGCUAGCAGAAGAUGAUGCUGAUGUGGAGGAAGUCAAGUCUCCAAAGACGAAAGAAAUUAUUUGCACCGGAGACCCUCAGAAACCUGUCAAUCCCAGUGCUGGUCUGUUGUAUGGUCGAAACAUCUCAUCUGUCCACAAUGCAAACUACCCAGUGACAACCAGCUUUCAGGCUUCUCCAGUGAAGUCACCUAGAAAAUUUUAUGGAGUUGAGACUGCUGGGAUUUCUCUUGCCAUCGUGCCCAAGAGACGCAGUGGGGGUGGCAGCCUUUGGAGGAAGCUACUGAUGAGAAAGAAGAGGGACAGCAGCAAGAAAAUGCCCUACGCCCUUGUUGCCUAGGGAGUGACUGCAUCAGCAGCAUUGCUGCAGUAUUGGAGAAUAGGAACUGAAAUAAUGAAGGGGUUGACUUCUUGAAAUUGUGAGGUAUUAGACAAAUGCUUGACUGGUGAAUGUCUAUGGUAGGUGUGGGUUUUCAGUUUGUAUUUGGUUCAGUAAUCCAGACCAUCGACGUGAUGCCCCGCAUUGCGGACGCCCCAUCCACCAGAAAUUUCAAAAUGGAAGAUCCUAUCGGGCUGAAUAUGGACUGGCACUGUACUUCCUUUCGUAAUAGUCUUUUUGCUGGCAACCAAAGUUAGGAUUUUCUCAUCUGGGUUGGUGCAUGGACAUCCAACAUGGGGCCUCCAUCAUAUGAGCAAUUUGGAUCCCUGACCAAUGGGUCCCACUUGAACAAACCCAGAAUCUGAGCCUAUCAUUGGUUUUCAUAGGUCAAACAUUUUACAAACGCCUCCUUGUAUAUCUGGGGUUUGAAGAAGGCAGGGAGGUUCUGGAGAGAGGGAAGCUGGUCUGUUGGAGGCCUUGUCUGUUUGUGGUUACGUUUGCAUGGGUUGUGUUUUUUCCUGUAGUAAUAAAGGAAUGGUUCCUUAUGUAAUUUUUCCUGUGUAUAUAUGUUUGUGUCAAAGAUAUUUGGUUGUCUUUAAUAUCAGGUUACUGCUUCUAAGAGA
Magnolia sinica is the source of this 4354-nucleotide messenger RNA. RefSeq names its product filament-like plant protein 7. The record is from RefSeq and is a predicted model, not a curated record. Bases 375 to 3692 code for a protein of 1105 amino acids. The transcript has 6 exons. NCBI's taxonomy places the organism in Eukaryota, Viridiplantae, Streptophyta, Magnoliopsida, Magnoliales, Magnoliaceae.